Messenger RNA from Botrytis sinoallii, 2345 nucleotides. RefSeq lists its product as uncharacterized. The record is from RefSeq and is a predicted model, not a curated record. NCBI's taxonomy places the organism in Eukaryota, Fungi, Ascomycota, Leotiomycetes, Helotiales, Sclerotiniaceae. The transcript has 2 exons. Bases 1 to 1404 code for a protein of 467 amino acids.
AUGGAACUUCGCGACCGAGGUAACGCAUCUGCCAAAACAAGAUAUUCAGCCAACGGACCAGGACUCUGGACGCGACAGACUGCCGACAACGCGCCAACUCCUGAACCGCGCAAUCGUUCUGAAGCAAGUUCAACUUCGCCGUCACCAGAAAGAAAACCAAAACGAAAAAGAGAAGGAAGAAAUAUGCGUCCCAGGAGACAUAGGGCGCCUUCGUUCAGAACGGAUAUGACGGAUGAUAUAGAAAUGAGUGAGACGCCAGAAACAGGUCCAGGACAAAACUACACACAGAACGGACAAGCGUCAGAAAGUAGCAACGAAGAAAGAGUCAAUGGACGAGAGUUAAGCCAUGGAGAUACCUCUGCAGACGAUGCAAACGACAAGUACUACUCAUUUUGCAACCAUAGAAACGAACCGACUUUUCUCGAUCGCAUCAAGGUUCUACCUGAAAUGCGCGAUCUACCAUGGCGCGAAGACCAGGAAUUACCACCGGAAAGAUCGACCGAGAGUCAACGUGUUCAGCAGAGAGGUGCAUGUAUGGUAGCCACCAGAGGAAGAAUAAUGGCAAACCCAUGUUCGCAUUGUAAACAGGGCUAUGGACGAUUCUCUCACUGUAUUGUGCUGGAAGAAUGGUUUCAAGGAGCUUGCGCGACUUGUAUUUUCACGAGUAAAGGGAAUAAAUGCAGUUUGAGAAUAAAAAAUCUGGGGGAUCAAGAUGCCAGAGCUUUAAGAUAUACGGAAAAAGUUGACCCCCCCACCAAGCGAAAGCGAUCCGAAUUCGAAAACCCAUCAUUUGAAGAGGAGAAUAGCAUAUUCAGUAAAUUCAAUUCACCAGGUCAUUAUGUCAGUCCAUACCCACCUCUUCCGUCUAUACCACGACCACCAUUAAGAACCCCCGGAUUGAAGGAAGCUCAAGAAGCAGAAUUGGAUUCCAUGUUACAAGCUCAAAUUGCCCGCGAAGAACUCGAUCAAGGAAAUAUGGAUGAAGGGGAACCAGGCACAAAUGGGCAACAGUCACGAGCAGCUCCCAUUGUAUUGCAUCGACCACGAUUCUACGAAACUCCUGCGAUUAAACAAGUCAUACAACAGGGAGGUCCACCUCUUCAAAAUAAUCAAUUUGCCCAGCCGUUGCCGAUGCACAAUUUUCCCAACAAUCAAAUUGUUCAAUAUCCUAUCCCAGCCGACGGUUCUAUGAUGAAAGAACGAUCUCUCAUCGACGAUACCCCGAAGAGUACGCAAAAACAACUAUUUACUGUCCUGAGCGGAGUGGCAGGAGGACUCCAACAACUACAAAAAGAAUUGAAUUCGUUGAAGUCGGUUCUGGGCUGGGAUAAUGAAGAUGAUGAACAAGAAGUCGUUCGUCAACAAAACUCAUUGUCGCACAAAGAUCCUCGACAUGGUCCUUGAGCUACUAUACUUGACAUGAGAAGAGCUAGCUGGAGAUUAUUGAAUAGUUGGCUGUUUAUAAGACCCAUAUAUGUAAGGAUGUUACACGAGGAAAUCAACCCCAUUGUUUGUCAGACUUAACUGAGCGGAUUUGCAUCUUCCGAAGAGAGGUUAACGUGUCGCCGAAUUUACGGAACUCGAAAUUCAAUGGCUGGGCAUGAUAAUUAUGAAUUGGCUUUUGGUCUUGAGGGUAUUGGAGGGAAAGAAGGAAAGAAAAAAGUUGAUGAAUAAAUUGCUCGAGAAUAGGGGAUUAAUUUUACUCGUUCUAUAUCGAUAUUACUCGAAAAUGGAAGUGGAUGAAAGGAAAGGGAAUGAAUGAAUGAGAGGUCUGGAAUUCAAGACACGAGAAGUGAUGAACUUGGAGAAAGCGGAAGGGUUGUGGGAACACAAUUGAUGAUUGAUUGAUUGAUUGAUGGACACAGCAGUUUCGGAAUGAAGAAGAGAAGAGGAUGAUAUCAGGUGUGUGUAUGUACUACGUGUAUACUAAAUGAAGUAUUGAUAGGCGAGCGAGUGAGUGAGCGAGGGAGGGAUUACGGAUUGCGGAUUGUGAAGUACCUAUGCAAAUCUGGACAUCUGGAAUGGAUGAAGUGAUGAAUGAACGCAUAGACGCAUAGAUGCGAUGAUAUUCAUGAAGUGGUUAGGGAGAGCAUGAGGAUACUAGGUACCUAGUACGCAUAUGAAUGGAUUAAGUUAAGUAUUCUUAGGUGUGUGGAGGAUAGGUAGCCAGCACCAGCUAUACGAUAAGAUAAGCAUGUGUAUAUGUAUAUGUAUGUCUGUGUGAGCGAGCUAGAGAGGCAGGCAGAGAGAGAGAAAAAUCAGAAAGUAAAAUGCGGAAAUGCUAAAGUUGAAGUUGAAGUUUAUAUUUGCUAAUAAGUAAGAAGUCAUAAUCUUGGAAGUAAUUG